AUGGAUAGAUCUACACUGGAGGGACCUAAUGGGGAUAGUAGUACUAAUUCUUAUAUGGAAAAUAUGUUAACUACUGGAAACCUGGAAAUAGACGAUUCUACUGGUCACGAUUCUUCAAGUAAUGGAAGCUUAAAUCAAGAUGACGAGGUAGACAAAAUAAACACAGAUGAUGAUGCACGCGCUGGCACGGAAACACUUAAUCCAGAAGAAGGAAAUCUGAUAACUUCAGAAGGUGCAGAAGGUGAAGAAAAUGCUAGCAGGGAUAAAGAAACCCCUGGUAUGUCGACAGAGAAUAUGGUGUAUUCUGGCGAAGACGCAUCAACAAAUAUAGAUAAUGGAAGGGUAAUUGGAUCUGCAGAAAAUGAAGAGUCUUCCUCUGUUGAACCAGAUAAUAAUAUAACGGAAAGAGAUAUUACUCAGCAACAUACACGUAUAGAAACCCAAGUAGAUUCAGAGGUGGAUACAAUUAAGGAUAAUGGUAAAGAAUCGUCUCUAUCUUUGGCUUAUGGGGAGUACGAUGACAAAAUAGAGAAAGAAGGCCUUAUAGAUUCAAAUGAAGGUUCAAAAAUGACUCAAGACUCCAGAAGCUUAAUGGAAAAAGACACUCUGAACAAAGAAUCAGAUAAAUCUGAUAUUUCAGAAGAGGAUGGUUUACUUCUGACAAAUAAUAAAUCAAAUAAUACUUCUCCAGAAGGAAGUACAGUUCCUGAAAUAAAUGACUACAUAAGCAUAAAUAAACCGAUUAAGCGGAAACAUGACGAUAUUUUGACAAGCUAUGAACCAAUUGAUCCCUCUUCCUUCCAAACAGAAAAAAGUAAAAAGAGAGUAGCAGGAAAAUUUAUUGAGAAAUUCUGGGAACCUUUGGAUGCCCAAACUACCAAUUCUUUGGAAAGAAUACUAAAUAUGUGUCUCAAUAAAACUAUUGAAAAGUAUAAAGGAGGGACAAAAAUAUCCAAAAAGAUGAUAGAAGCACAGCAUAUAUUAUCAAAAAAUUGGCUUAAUGAGCUGAAUCGAAAAUCUUUUAGAUCGAGACUCAAUGUCACCAACGUCCCGUUACCUUCAUCUAUGCAAAGUACGCCUAAGUCAAAUGACAACAGGCUUGAUAUUUUGAAUUAUGACCACUUAACCAGACGUACACAAUUUUUGGAGACAUACCUACUGGCGGAGCUCAAGCAAUUAUCUGAUCUAGAGACAUAUUGUUCUGAUUUAGAAAUAAUUUAUAACCUGGAUUUGAAUUAUUUGAAUGAAUUUAAGAAAACAACAGACAUAAAUAAGUCAAAAAUGAUUAAAGAAACGAUAAAUAAACGAGAGAAAUUAGGUCUAGAUAAUAUAGAGCCUGAUCGAGAAGAUAUCAGACUUGCUGAUGAUGCAGGGGUAAUGAAUUCCAGCUUCGAUCCCAAUACUGAUCAAGAUACUCAAAAAGUAUUACACUUGAUAGACCAGCAAUUACAAAGUCUAUCUUCUAAUACCACUAAUCUUACGAAUCUUAAUGAAAAAUUGGAAACUUUGUAUAAUUUUCUUAAUAAAUGUUGA
Messenger RNA from Debaryomyces fabryi, 1533 nucleotides. RefSeq lists its product as uncharacterized. Bases 1 to 1533 code for a protein of 510 amino acids. The transcript has a single exon. The record is from RefSeq and is a predicted model, not a curated record. NCBI's taxonomy places the organism in Eukaryota, Fungi, Ascomycota, Pichiomycetes, Serinales, Debaryomycetaceae.